Molecule: messenger RNA, 1293 nt
Organism: Gracilinanus agilis (Agile Gracile Mouse Opossum)
Lineage: Eukaryota; Metazoa; Chordata; Mammalia; Didelphimorphia; Didelphidae
Gene: CALR3
Product: calreticulin 3
Exons: 9
Biological process (GO): protein folding
Cellular component (GO): endoplasmic reticulum membrane; endoplasmic reticulum
Molecular function (GO): calcium ion binding
Source: RefSeq, a predicted model, not a curated record
AUGCAUCACCCAGUGGGUGAUCGAAGCGCCCGGGCUCAGCCGCUCUGCAAAGCACUAGGGGAAUUGAAGUUUUUUUCUACCACCCGGAUCGCAGCAGGCAGUAUCUGCGGAGCUCCCGGCAGAGCCAAUCAAAAGGCGCCGCCAGACGGAGGGCGGGAAAAGAAGAACCGCCUUCGAGCGGCCAUGUCCCGGGCCAAGGUCCCGGGGCCGCUGAUGGCCCUGUGGCUGAUGCGGGCGGCGCUGGCCACCGUAUACUUCCAGGAAGAGUUCCUCGAUGGAGAAAGUUGGAGAAAUAGAUGGGUACCUUCCACUAAUGACUCCAAAUUUGGGCACUUUAGGCUAUCAUCAGGAAAAUUUUAUGGUGACAUACAAAAAGAUAAAGGUCUGCAAACCACUGAAAAUGCAAAAUUUUAUGCUAUCUCCUCACGAUUUAAACCAUUUAGCAAUAAAGGAAAGACACUGGUUAUUCAGUAUACAGUAAAACAUGAACAGAAGAUGGAUUGUGGUGGGGGUUAUAUUAAGAUCUUUCCUUCAGAGUUGGAUCAAAAGAACCUAAAUGGGAAGUCACAAUAUUACAUUAUGUUUGGACCUGAUAUCUGUGGAUUUGAUAUCAAGAAAGUUCAUGUUAUUUUAUUUUACAAGAAUCAGUAUCAUUCAAACAAGAAACCAAUCAGGUGUAAGGUUGAUGGCUUUACACAUUUAUACACUCUGACAUUAAGACCAGAUCUAACUUAUGAAGUGAAAAUUGAUACUGACAUAAUCGAAUCAGGCAGCAUAGAAGAAGAUUGGAAUUUACAAAAAAUUAGAAGAAUGGAGAAAUCUGCUUUGAAGAUGCCUGAGAAUUGGGAUAAAUUGUCUCAGAAUGACAAACCUAGUGAUGUUCCAUCUCAGGACUGGGAUAAACACAUUUUGGAUGCCAGUGCCAACAAGCCUAGUGACUGGAAUAGUGAAUUGGAUGGAGAAUGGCAGCCAUCAGUGAUCCAGAAACCUAAACAUAAAGAUGGAUUGAAAUUAGAUAAUUCAGAUUAUAAAGAUGUUUGGCUUCAUAAGAAGAUUGAAAACCCAGGAUACUUGCAAGAUUUUGAAUUCUUAGAAUAUGAGGAUAUCGGUGUUAUUGGACUGGAACUUUGGCAGGUAAGAUCUGGAACCAUCUUUGAUAACUUUUUGAUCACUGAUGAUGAAAAUUAUGCUUCAGAUUUUGGCCUAAAAACCUGGGGAAGGACAAAGGAUCCAGAGAAGGAAAUGGAUAUGAUACAAGCUAAGGAAGAAAUUAAAAAAGCAAGAGAGGAAGAA